This is a messenger RNA of Blumeria graminis f. sp. triticale, 3339 nucleotides long. NCBI's taxonomy places the organism in Eukaryota, Fungi, Ascomycota, Leotiomycetes, Helotiales, Erysiphaceae. The record is from the annotation of a GenBank genome assembly.
AUGGACGCUAGCGUCGCUCCUCCAUCAGGCCCAACUCAGCAACAAGAAAAAGAGGUAGAAAACGAAGAAAAAGAGGAAGAACAAGUAGAGAAAUUACAAGAAGUAAAUAAAACAACUACAUCCAGCACCUCCGUUCAUGAUCCAAUUUCUAUUCAACCCAAAGUCGUGGAGACCAACCUUGGCUCAACGCCUGACGAAGAUACGACAGCCGUCAUGAUGGAUCAACGCUUCACCAAGUCACUUUUACCAUCUCCAGGAGCCGUAGCACCGGAUAUACAGUCUAUACCAGAAGAUAUACCGAAACCCAAAGAACGUACCUCUAGUGUGCCUAAUGUCACGAAGUUCGCCGUCUCUGCAUGGCUACACGGCCAAGACAAUGACUCUGAUUCACCAGCUUCUUCGCCUCAAGAUGAGAUUGAGAAUGAGGCGAUGUUGCUUCAAGGUAUGACGCUGGAUAAUCCCUCCAAAAGUUCCUUACAAUCAGCUCCAUCCGAAGACGACUCUUCAUUGACCGACUCCGAGCCUAGAUCCCCUUACUCAGGGGUUGAGAUCAAGACAGAAAGCAGGAAUACUAUGACACCCAAUAGCCGCCAAACUCUCACAUCCACAGAACAAGCUUCAGCCACCAACCUAAGAUAUAGUAAGGUAACUCCUCCGCCUAUGACGGAUCUCGAAUUCUGGGGUGCACUAGUUCAAGAUCACGCCAGAACCGCACAGUAUCUCCCGACCCUUUUGACCCGGAAAAUUCGUAAUGGAAUUCCCGCUCCCCUCCGAGGCGUAGUCUGGCAGAGCAUGUCUGGCGCACGAGACACUGUUCUAGAAGAGCAAUUUGACAGACUGUCUGGCGAAUCAAGUCCAUACGAGGGAAUGAUUGGAAAAGACCUUGGCCGAAGUUUUCCUGGUGUCGAGAUGUUCCGAGAUCCAGAUGGACAAGGUCAACAGAUGCUGGGACGUGUUCUCCGCUGCUUCAGUCUGUACGAUGAUGAAAUUGGCUACUGUCAAGGAUUGGCAUUCCUUGUUGGCCCGCUUCUCAUGCAUAUGGGAGACAAGCAGGCCUUCAGUGUAUUGGUGAGGUUAAUGGAAUCCUAUGAAAUGCGGAGCUGCUUCCUUCCAGACUUAUCAGGCCUACACAUGCGCAUUUAUCAGUUUCGCCAACUUCUCAAAACACUCGUUCCAAAUCUAUCGGUUCAUUUAGAUGCUAUGGAAAUCGAGCCUGCUUACGUAUCUCAAUGGUUUCUAUCCUUCUUCGCCGUCACUUGUCCCUUGCCUAUGUUAUUUCGGAUAUACGAUGUGAUAUUUGCAGAAGGAGCGUCGGUUACCAUAAUGCGCGUAGCGCUCUCGCUCAUGCAGAAGAAUGAGUCAAAGAUUCUAGCUUGUGCUGAAUAUGAAGACGUCAUUUCCCUUCUUCUUUCGCGCGGUCUCUGGGAUGUUUAUCACUACAAUGCGGACGAGUUUGUUAAUGAUUUUGUGAGUCUUUCAGAUCAAAUAACGGUCGAAAAUCUCCAGGUUCUCGGUUCAGAGUACAGGGAAAAACAGUCAGAUGACUUGGCGGCAUCGUCGCAAAACGUAGGCUCUGCAGCUACUCGAUUUUUGGGAAGGCUCUGGGCGGGCCCCAGUCCAAGCCCAAAAACUGAGAGCAGAAAUUCUCGGACAGUAGACCCAAUUAGCCCCUCCAGUGUGCUACGACGUUCUUGGAGCAAGCAAAGCAUGGCGUUGACGCUAAACUCAAUAGACGAUGGUGCCUCUGAUAGUACCUUGAGUUUAAGUACGGACGCGACAUCAGUAAUGAGAGACUCAUCAAACACAGAGGGAACUUCUAUUCUUACACACUCGCUCACGAGCGUCCAAGCUGCCAAAGCUGAUAAGAAUCUCCAUACCCAAAUAGAGGAUCUCCUAAUGGCUCUUAACGAGCUUCAGAAAGAAAAUGCCUUGCUGUUCACUCAGCUACAGAAGGAAAGGGAGGAGCGAGACGAGGAUCGUAGUGUCGUCUCCACGCUACUCAAAAGGCUUCAAAAUACUAAUACCUCGAUAUUUGUUGGCGGGGUAUCCGAAGUAACCUCUACCGAAUCAGGUGUAGAUAAUGCGAAGGUUGAAUUAUCUUCUCCAAACCCUACCAGCUCGCUUCAAGGUGAAAAAAAACAUGACGACUUAUCGUUUUUAAUUCAUACGGUGGAGUCACGAUUCGUAACAUCGCAAAGUCAGCCAAUUUCAACCCUUCAAAGCAAGGCUCAAUUACAAGAAGAGCUCCAUCGCACUAAAGAACAGUUAUCCUCGGAAGUUUCCAAAUCAAACUACUAUACUCAUCAAUUAGAUGUGACAAAAGAACAGCUUGAGCUCGAACUAGCAAAGUCGCAGGAAUUUAGUCGACAGGCAUCUGAGUACGAUCAAGAAAUUAAGACGUUACGUGACCAGAUCAAAGAUCGGCAGCUGCGUGUACAAUCUGCCCAAUCCGAAAAAUCAAAGUUGGAACUUCAACUUCAGGAAAUGCGCAAAGAGAGAGUAGCGAGCACCCAAUAUAGUAAUGCAGCUCGUGCCGACUCUCAAUCAGGCCUGAACCGUAUGUCAUCUGUGUCUGGUCUCGGAAAUUUGCGUGAACUUCGACUCGGUCGUAUGGGACCGAAAAACCCCAUAUCCCCGAAUUAUCGUGCCAGUAUUAUAUUACCCCCUAUGGAGCCGGAAAGCUUGCCAAUAACUUCAGCUGUCCCAGUAACACUAGAUGCAGAUAAACAGAGUGUAGAAAACGAUGUUCUUGUUCUUGAAUUAGUGCAAGCUAAGACCGCCGAAGCUAAUGCUCGGCAAGAGGCAGAGAAACUUCGACAUAAGAUUGAGUGCGUUCGAAAACUCCUUAACCAGGAUCUUAAAAACACUUCGAGUUCAGAGAAGCCAAAUAUUCAGCAUCGGGUCAGCCCUAGUUUACCAGCAUCCACAGGGCUUGGUAGUUAUUUUAGUAAUGCCCGGGCUGAAGAAAAGAUCACCCCAACAGCUCCAGUUAUGGAAUCAGACACAAAAAUCUCGCCCAUACCCCCAAGACUAAGUCAUCAUCGAGCAACACCGAGCCAGUCAUUGUCACUUGGACUCGGCAGUUAUUUCACGAGCUCAAAGGUUGAUGAAAAACCUACAGCAAGUUCGGUAAGUACUGGCCCUAGUAAAGGUCUAAGCACUGGAACCCUUGACACGUCAUUAUAUAUAUUUGGGUCAAGAUCUGUGCUGACAAGAGCGAGCGAUCGCGACAGAGGAUGGUUACUCUCAGCCCAAAAACCCGAGCUUUUUGUUGUAUUUAUUGCCCAUGGGCUUAUUCUGAUAUUGGAUCAAAACUCUAAUCUAUGGUUGGCCCGGUAA